UGAAAGACUGAGUUGUAAUUGAGUGAAAAAUAGACAACGGAACCUUGAAGAAUUGCAUGUAAGUGCAAGCCAGAUUUAACUCUCUUUCUAAGUAGUAUUGCUUGGACUGAGAAAUUGCUAAAUCAGACCUGUGAUAGGACUGGUUAUUUGGGUAUCUCUCUUUGUCAUUGUUGCCUCUUUCUGUUACAUUGCUUUCUGUGUUAUCUCUGGAGGCCCAGAUGUUCUCAGAUAAUUCACAUUGCCCUGACUGUGGACAACAGUGGUUUCCUAGUUUAGAAUUAGGCCACUGGUUGUACCAAACUGAACUUAUUGAAAAUGAAUGUUACCAAGUAUUCUUAGACCGUAUCAACAGAGCUGAUUAUUGCCCCGAGUGUUAUCCUGAUAAUCCUGCUAACAGAAGCCUUGCCCUUCCUUGGUUUUUCCCACUUGAAUGGGCUCCCCAAAACCUUACCAGGUGGACCUUUGAAAAAGCUUGCCACCCAUUUCUUCUGGGUCCUCCACUGGUUAGAAAAAGGGUACAUGCCUCUAGAAUAGCUGGUUUUAACCCAGCAUUACAAUUAAUCUUGGCCAGAACAGACACAACCUUAAACAAAAAAUUUGGCCAAAGCAAGUAA
Molecule: messenger RNA, 614 nt
Organism: Myotis davidii
Lineage: Eukaryota; Metazoa; Chordata; Mammalia; Chiroptera; Vespertilionidae
Product: torsin-1A-interacting protein 2, isoform IFRG15-like
Exons: 1
Coding region: 219-614 (131 amino acids)
Source: RefSeq, a predicted model, not a curated record